GUUUCCAUUUUCAAAACAUUGCUACUUGAGAAUAGGGAGCUUCCUGACCUGAGGCUGUGGCCAACCGGUAAUGAUUUGUACAUAAGGCGCUGACCCAGACCAUUAAGAAUCAUGGAUGAUGAAUGGAAACCACUGCUGGCCUCAGAGAGAGCUGGAGACAGCUACACAGAUCGUGGUGUUACAGAUUCUUUGGACCCAAAGUCAAAAAGGCCUUUCCACGUGGAGCCACGGAACAUCGUGGAGGAGGACGCGCAGGAGAGGGUUUCCGCGGAGGCCUCCGUGAUGAACAGCAGAGUGCACUACUACAGCCGUCUGACCGGCUCCUCCGACAGAUUACUGGUUCCUCCUGAUCACGUGAUCCCUGCUCCAGAGGAGAUCUAUGUUUACAGCCCACUGGGAACGGCGUACAAAGUCCAGGGAGGCGAGGGCUCAGUCAAAAACCCCAGCAUCGUCACCAUUUUUGCGAUAUGGAACACAAUGAUGGGAACCGCUAUACUAAGCAUACCAUGGAGCAUAAAGCAGGCAGGGUUUACCUGCGGCGUCAUCAUUCUGGUCACCAUGGGGCUGUUGACUCUUUACUGCUGCUACCGGGUGCUGAAGUCUCCCAAGGCGAUACAAUACGCAGAUACCUCAGAUUGGGAGUUUCCAGAUGUGUGUAAAUAUUACUUUGGGACUUUCGGCCAAUGGUCCAGUCUGGUGUUUUCCAUGGUGUCACUGGUUGGUGCCAUGGUGGUUUACUGGGUCCUUAUGUCUAACUUCCUAUUCAACUCGGGAAAAUUCAUUUACAACUAUGUUCACAAUGUCAGCAUGACAGAUGAUGAGUUUGGAACAAAUGGAACUGAAAGAGUGAUCUGCCCGUUCCCCAACACCGACCACAAGGACAACAGCAGCCUGAGCAUGUACUACGUGAGUGACAACGGCACAGGGACGUCGCAGUUCGACCGCUGGUGGAGCAAGACCAACACGGUCCCCUUCUACCUCAUCAUCCUGCUCCUCCCCCUCCUCAACUUCCGCUCCGCCUCCUUCUUUGCCAGGUUCACUUUCCUUGGUACGAUAUCUGUGAUCUACCUGAUAUUUCUGGUCACACUGAAGGCAAUUCGUCUGGGCUUUCACCUGGAGUUCCACUGGUUCGACUCCACCAAAUUCUUCAUGCCAGAGUUCAGACUGCUGUUCCCACAGCUGACAGGAGUUCUUACUCUGGCCUUCUUCAUACACAACUGUAUCAUCACUCUGAUGAAAAGCAACAAAAAUCAGCAAAACAACGUGCGGGACCUGUCUGUGGCGUACCUGCUGGUGGGGCUGACCUACCUUUAUGUGGGAGUUAUGAUCUUCGCUUCCUUCCCCUCCCCUCCACUGCCUAAAGACUGCAUUGAGCCGAACUUCUUGGACAACUUCCCCAGCAACGAUAUCAUGGUGUUUGUGGCACGGACAUUCCUGCUGUUCCAAAUGACCACGGUGUACCCGCUGCUGGGGUACCUGGUACGCGUGCAGAUGAUGGGCCAGAUCUUUGGCAAGCACUACCCUGGCUUCUUCCACGUCUUCACCCUGAACGUCAUCAUUGUUGGUGCAGGGGUCCUCAUGGCAAAGUUCUACCCCAACAUUGGUUCCAUUAUCAGGUACUCAGGGGCGUUAUGUGGCCUCGCCCUGGUCUUUGUGUUUCCUUCUCUCAUCCACAUGAUGGCCCUUCAUCGCACGGGGACGCUCCGCUGGCCCUCCGCCCUCUUCCAUAGCUUUAUAAUCCUGCUCGGAGUGGCCAAUUUGGUUGGGCAGUUCCUCAUGUAACUCCAUAUUCUCACACUGUCUGCUGCCAGGACUGACCCAUACUGGUGGUUCAGUCAGGAGUCUACCUUCCACCACUCCCAGGGGAAUUCUGCAAACAGAAUGGGCGUAGGAUUUCCGAUUUCGGCAACAGCCAAGACAGCAAAACUGAAAAAGACAUUUUCUGCCAUUUUUGCAGAAGCAUGGUUUUGUAGAUAUACAUUACAAACUCAUUUCUAGCUCAGAUAUGACUAACCGAGCUAUGUUUACUUCAGCUUUGAGGGCCUUGACUCUUGACUUGUGACCUUAGUGUCACAAAUCGUACAGCAUUCUGCAGCUGUUCUAGAUAUUUCAGUAUCUCCAUAAGAACAGUCUGUUCAGAGAUGGAAGGAAAUGAUGAAUUGAACCAUUGUGUAGCAGUGUAGCAUUCAGACACCCUAACAUUCAUGUAUUGCUGAAAGCCUGCCACAAACAGCGCUUAUUCAAGUUCUCAGCAUAUUUCCCAAACUUCAGGAACAGCUACAUUUUUUUCCAAUGUGAAGUUUUGUUCGUGUAUGGCUAAGUAUUGGGAGUCUGAAAUCAGUCCAUCUUUUGUGAACUCUGUGGAGAGGUAGAAUUAUGGAGAACCGCUGGAACGGACACACGAAUCCAUGAAAUCAGUCGAAGGUUCACUGAUUGUUAAAGCUGGCAUGGCCAAAUGAAUUUGUUGUUAAACAAACCGGUUUGAAUUUGGACGAUUCGCUAGUAAAUGGGUAAUUCAACCAUUUAUCACAGAAUUCCCCAGGGAGUGUUGCACAGCACUCUGUCAUCCUUGGGGAGGAAGCUGUGUGACCUUUGUGUCUGCUUUUAUACUUUGUUUACAUUUGGGCAGUGGACAGUUGGCUCUCCCACAUUACCACAGACAUUCUGUUUCUUAUUACGAGUUAUUCAGGUCCCUUAUUCCUUACAUUCUCCAUCUAGGAGGAACAGUUAGUAUCAGGAGGCUCUGGUGCUGUCUGCCUUUGUAUACUAGCUAUGGAUGUUCUGUUUGAACAGUGCUCCUUCAAAAAUUGGCAAUAACAAAUCACCACAGUUAAAGCUUCAACAAUGUCUCAGACAACUUUCAGUUUGAAGCACACAGAUAUGACUGUUCAGUAUAUACGUCUGUGCUUUAACUGUGCUUUUUUCUGUCUCACAGUUCUCAGAAGUGGUCAUGGGUGCGUGAAGCAUGAUUACUUCGUAAUGGGUGGAGAUGUAUGUUAUCAGUGACUCAGUGAUUUGAAUCAAUCAGUGUUCUGCUAUAGACAUUUUUUUUUAUUGGUGAUAUGAGUCGGUGAUUGACAGCAGGCAGUAUCUCUACCCAUGACAGGGGUCAUGAGGAGUCACUCUUCCAGUACUAGUUGUUAGUUCGGUUCCACAUUCUAAUUUUGGGCAGGUCAGUGUAACGGUCUGCUUUUUUUUUUAUAGCGACACCAUUCUAAUGGGGAUAGUAAAUUAAGCCAACUGGUUUGCUGCACUUUCUCCUCAUUCAGACUCCUCCACUGGGAGUGGGCAGUUGGUCCUCUUAACCCAGAUCUGCCCACUUCUCUGAUGGCUUUAUGGGGAGUAGUUAAGUAUGUUGGCUGGUUCUCCAUAGAAUGCACAUCAUUGCCUGAACUUACAAGCCAAGGGACAGUCAUGCCAUAUAUCUGUUAUACAUUAUUACGUCUAAGUGGCAAGUGCAAUUGAAAUGAAUCAAAAAGCCAUGAUAGUUUGAGGACAAUGGAGUGAUGCAUUUUACAGCUUAUGUGAGCAGGAGGCCAC
This is a messenger RNA of Megalops cyprinoides (Indo-Pacific tarpon), 3540 nucleotides long. RefSeq names its product solute carrier family 38 member 9 (gene slc38a9). The coding region runs from base 112 to 1782 and encodes 556 amino acids. Gene Ontology annotation, biological process: amino acid transmembrane transport. The record is from RefSeq and is a predicted model, not a curated record. Gene Ontology annotation, molecular function: amino acid transmembrane transporter activity. The transcript is spliced from 15 exons. Lineage: Eukaryota; Metazoa; Chordata; Actinopteri; Elopiformes; Megalopidae.